Cataglyphis hispanica is the source of this 8005-nucleotide messenger RNA. It is a transcript of the gene sdk, whose product is annotated as protein sidekick. Gene Ontology annotation, molecular function: protein binding. Gene Ontology annotation, cellular component: plasma membrane; axon. Gene Ontology annotation, biological process: axon guidance; cell-cell adhesion. Lineage: Eukaryota; Metazoa; Arthropoda; Insecta; Hymenoptera; Formicidae. The record is from RefSeq and is a predicted model, not a curated record. The transcript is spliced from 33 exons. Bases 1155 to 7766 code for a protein of 2203 amino acids.
UGCGCGUGCACGCGAUUUCAAGUUGACGUUUCAACGUCGCCCGAACACGCUCGCCGAGCGACGCGGUGCAUCCCGGUAAUCAACGAAGCUGGGAUUUAAGACGGUCGAAGUUAAGAUAUACCGUUGCAUUUAUACGCAGAAAAAGAAAGCUCGAUUCUCGUUCGGGAGCUUGUGUUCGAUUACCUCGCGCGUGUUCACUGUGUUAUGACGAAAUUUCAGCGGAAUCCCGCCAGCGAUUUAACGGUGUUGUGUUCGCCAGGUGUUGCCAGGUGUUACCAGGUGAAUGUGCGAGCGUUCGCGUCGGCUUACCUUCCCGGGGGGCGAAGAAGAAAUCGCGAUAUCUCGCGCGAAUCUUUUCCGCGAGACUCUGUACGAAGUUUAUAUAAUGCGUUUUAUUGAUACAGCGUGAAGUAAGCUACACGCGUGUUUGAAUGCGUCGUUAAAAGACGCAAAUUGAAUUCAUUCGGGAAUAUCUCGUCGAUCUCGUGAUCGCGUCGAUUAGACGACGAUCGAAGGCUGCCCGAGACGAGGAUGGUGAACGGUGAUAGAAGGUGAAUGAGAAAGACGGGGAAGACGGUUCGAUCUCGGUCGAUAGAUCCCUCUCCCGUUCCUGCGGAUUCUCACGAGCUUGGCGUAGAGAGGGAAGGAGGGGAAAACACGAGAGCGACGACGACGCGCGUUGCAUCGCGAGGAAUGCGCUCGUCGCGGUGCAAGCGACAAAUCCGCGUGAAUUGUUUCUUUGAACAAAAUAAACAAACAAUUUAACGCGGUAGUGAGAGACGGUGGAAGGGGUCGGAAGUCAGAAGCAAAGUUAUAGGUGGUGCGGCGUAAUUUUUGUAUCGUUAUAAAGCGUGUUUCAAUCGCGUCUUCUUUUCUUUCCGGAAAGUGCAAGAAAGGACAGCCGUCAAAACGUGCGUUUCGACUGAAAGACGGGAGAACGGAAGGGAGAUAGUGAAUAGUGAAGCACGAGUAUCGCGGAAUGCGAGACGCGAGUGUACGUGAAACGAAGACGCGCCGCGAUCCGUCGCGAUUGGCGUAGCUCCUUCCGGAGCUUCUUACGCGGCGACGACGGCGGUCACGAGCGUGGCAGCGGGCGACGGUGGAAAAAAAGAGAGGGAGGGAGGUGGUGGUGAAGUGAGGUCAACGGCGAGAGGAUGGAGCGGCGACCGGCGGCGACCUCCGCGAGGACACGCAGCCUCCUCACUGGUCUUUGCUUCGUCUGGAUCAUCGGCAGCAUAUGCGCCACCGUACCACUUGAGGAGCCGCGUUUCACUAAUCAACCGUCCAGCAGUGGUAAUAUACUUAGCGAGAAUCGCACAAAGUUUCUGCAAUGCCAAGCAAGAGGCAAUCCUCAACCAAAGUACAAAUGGUUCAAAGACGGUGUGCCCCUCAGCAAUGAGCUUACCUCCGGGCCUUAUUUCCGUAUACAAAGUACGCGACGAGAGGAUGCCGGAGUGUAUCACUGCGUUGCGACCAACGACGUGGGGUCCAUAUUCAGCGAUCGUCUCGCCUUCGCUGUAGCUUAUAUGGGAAUGUUCGAUGAUCUCACGGAGAAAGUGGUGACCGUCGAGUCGGGUAGUGCUGCAAUUCUGGAGCUACCCCCGAUUGAGAGUCAUCCUACUCCGGAGGUAACGUGGUUCUCCUCGGACGGGACUCCUUUGUACGGUAUAAAGUACGCAAAGACUCAUCACACGCUACUAAUACUAAACGCUUCGGAAAGCGACGAAGGUUCUUAUAGAGCAAAAGCUAUCAACACCCAAUUGGGCAAAGAGGAGAAUAGCCCGUUUUUCAAGUUGCAAGUUACCGGCGAUCCAUAUGCGGAAGUGGCCCCUACCAUAAUCGUCAAGCCGCAGGACACGCAGAUAAUCAAAGAUCAAGAUGUUACGUACAUAAAUUGCAUCGCGAAUGCCAGAUCACUUCAUGAGUUACGGACCUUAUGGAUGAAGGACGGUAUUCCGAUCGAGAACUCUAGGAUAUCGUAUAGCUUUAACGAUUCGUGGAAUAGAACACUCGCAUUGAUCUCAGCCAAUAUAACUUACACGGGGAUUUAUUCUUGCCAUGUGGAUUUAAGGAGCGGUGGUUAUCCGACUGUAAAUGCGAGUGCCAAGGUUGUCGUAUAUGAAAAACCAACAUUUAUAACGGAAUUAAAGAGAGAGACCCUAAGCGAUUACGGAUCUACGGUAACGUUACCGUGCGACGCUAACGGCGUACCGCCUCCUGUAAUCAGUUGGUUCCGUAAUGCUGAGCCCGUAGAUCAUUUACUGGGAACCAGAUAUAUAAUGGAGGAAGAUGGCUCAUUGACAAUCAAAAAAUUGACUAUGGACGAUUCUGGAAUGUUUCAAUGUCUCGCAUCCAACGAUGCCGGCGAAUCAUCCAGUUAUACAUGGCUGAAGGCGAAAAAAGAAGAAUUAGGAAGCGGAUUGAAAAACAGAGUUGCCCGCUGGGCGGCUGGCUACAAUGUAGUCAGAAUUCGCCAGUCUGACCACCGUUUUAUGUUCUCUCAUUAUCCAGACACAUCUGGACCGAUUAUGGAAAAAGGUCCACAGAAUUUAACAGUGUUGGAUGGCAAAGAUGCGACUUUGACUUGUUACGCGGUAGCGGCGCCUAAACCAAACACUACCUGGUACUAUAAUGAUACAAUACCUGUGGAGAUUGCCGGGAGAGUACAAGUCUUGGACAAUGGUGAUCUUUUAAUCGCAGCGGUAAAGCCAUACGAUGCGGGAAAAUAUACUUGUAUUCGAGCGAAUGAAGCCGGCUCUGUCAACGGAUCGGCAUAUUUGACCGUUAUGGUUCGGACGCAAAUUAUCCAACCACCUGUUGAUAUAUCCGUGCUUCUCGGACACAUCGCCGAAUUACAGUGUAAAAUCUCGAACGAUCCUAGCGUCGUAUAUGAUAUGGCAUGGUUUCAUAACGGACAAGUAAUAAACACGCAAGCGAGUCAGAGAGUGAAAAUGCGACCGGAUGGGACUCUUGAGAUUGUCGCUGUUCGAGCUUCCGAUGUGGGGGACUACACGUGUUCCGUAGUAUCGCCAGGUGGAAACGAGACACGAUCCGCUCGUCUGAGUGUGAUCGAAUUGCCAUUCGCGCCGAUCAACGUCGUAGCUACUCGAGUAGAGCGGAUCUCACCGCGCACGAUUAACGUUACAUGGGUACCCGGUUUCGACGGUAACAGCCCCACGAAAAAAUUCAUAGUUCAGAAACUAGAAGUAUCCGAUUUAGGACCUAUAACUAGUCCAUUAUUAAACUGGGUUACCGAACGUGACAACGUGUCGGCGACAAGCCGAUGGGUAUUGUUGAAUAAUUUGAAAGCCGCGGCUGCUUAUCAAUUUCGUAUCAGUGCUGAAAAUAGCGUAGGCGAAGGUCCAUCGUCGGCACCUAGCAAUAUCGUGGUCCUACCCCAAGAACCGCCUAGCGGUCCACCGAUUGGCUUUGCCGGUUCGGCACGUUCCUCGUCGGAAAUAAUAACUCAAUGGCAGCCUCCGCUGGAUGAAUACCGAAAUGGUCAUAUUUUAGGAUAUAUAUUGAGGUACAAGUUGCACGGAUACAAUGACAGUCCGUGGACGAUACAGAAUAUCACCAACGAAGCGCAACGAAAUUAUCUCAUUACUGAUCUGAUCACGUGGAAGGAUUACGAGGUACAAAUAGCAGCUUAUAACGACAUGGGUGUGGGCGUAUACACCAAAGGCUUGCAGAUUAAAACCAAGGAAGGAGUUCCGGAAGCACCGCCCACGAACGUAAAAGCGGAAGCGGUUAAUUCAACGGCGGUAAAAGUUUGGUGGAAGCCACCGAAUCCGCAAAAAAUCAAUGGAAUAAAUCAGGGAUAUAAAUUACAAGCUUGGUCCGGUGGCAAUUUUACGGAAGCAACUGAGUAUAAGUCGAUGACCGUACCACCCAGCUUAUUUGAUCCGCUCGCCGAACAAAGUACUAUUAUGACGGGUUUAAGGAAGUACACCUUAUACAAUAUUACAGUGCUUUGCUUCACCGAUCCAGGUGAUGGCGAAAGAAGUUCGCCUGUCGAAAUACGCACUUGCGAAGAUGUACCUGAAGAAGUGGAAAAUUUACAAUUUGAAGACAUCAGCGAUCGCGCGCUGACAGUUAAAUGGAGUUCUCCUAAAGAGACUAAUGGCAUAUUGACACACUAUCAACUGAAAUAUAUGAUUAAAGAAAUUCCGGAUUCUCUGCGCGUCGAAAACUUUACGGCCGAUGUGUUGUCGACAAGAGUAAAACAUUUACAGGCAUUAACCCAUUACAAAUUUGAGGUCACUGCUUGGACGUCGAUUGGACCAGGAAAAUCGAAAGUAGCAACCAUACAAUCGGGCGUAGAACCGGUGCUACCAGAACCUCCCACAAAACUAGCAUUAUCCAAUAUAGAUGCAUUCUCCGUUGUGUUACAAUUCACACCGGGAUUUGAUGGCAAUUCGUCCAUUACAAAAUGGACAGUACAGGCACAAACGGCACGAAAUUCGACGUGGUACAAUAUUUACGAGGUGUCUGAUCCUGACGCUAGUACGAUCACCGUCAACGGUUUGAUCCCCUUCAUGCAAUACAAGCUUCGUUUAAUCGCGAAUAAUGUCGUCGGUGCAUCGCAGCCUUCCGAAUCGACUAAAGAAUUUCAAACGAUUCAAGCAUCACCCUCUCAUCCUCCGAAGAACGUUACGGUCCGCGCGAUGAAUGCUACCGAAUUACGCGUCAGAUGGAUCCCGUUGCAGCAAAUAGAAUGGAACGGAAAUCCACGCGGGUACAACAUUACGUACACUGAAGUACGCUCAAACAUCUCGAAGAGUGUCACUAUCGAAGAUUCUACCGCAAACUCAUAUGUUCUGGAAAAUAUGGAGGAAUACGCCGAUUAUGAGAUAAUGAUGCAAGCGUUCAACGACGUCGGUUCUUCAGCGGCGAGUCCAAAGGCCAUCGAACGAACUCGCGAAUCAGUUCCUUCUCUGGGGCCAAUUAACGUAGAGGCAAACGCGACGUCAUCUACAACCAUCCUAGUGCGAUGGGGCGACGUUCCUGUAGAACACCAAAACGGACAGAUCGAUGGCUUUAAAGUCUACUAUGGCGCAAAUUCCAGAUCGUCCUUCCAAUAUAAGAAUAUUCCCAGCAACACUACCUUUACGACUACUCUAACGGAGCUCCGCAAGUUUGUGCAAUAUCAUGUGCAAGUUUUAGCUUAUACGAGACUCGGCGACGGAGCGCUGAGCACCCCACCCGUGAGAGUUCAGACUUUUGAUGACACUCCUGGUCCACCAUCUAAUGUAUCGUUUCCUGACGUGAGCUUUACCACAGCGCGCAUUAUCUGGGAUAUGCCAGAAGAUCCUAAUGGAGAGAUUCUCGCGUAUAAAGUCAUGUUUCAUUUAAAUAAUAGUCAAGAUCAUCAAUUUUCCAAAGAAUUCCCGGCGUCUGACAGAACGUUUAGAGCCACCAAUCUUGAACCCGAGAAAUAUUACAUGUUUUCUGUGACGGCGCAAACGAGAUUGGGUUGGGGUAAAACAGCUUACGCAAUUGUAUUCACCACAAACAACAGAGAACGUCCGCAGGCGCCAUCGAUGCCGCAAGUGAGUAAGUCGCAGAUCCAGAGUCGCCAGAUAACGUUUAGCUGGACACCAGGCAGAGACGGUUUUGCACCAUUAAGAUAUUAUACGGUGCAACAGUCGGAGAAUUCCGGACCGUUCCAAACUAUACCCGAAAGAGUGGAGCCGACUCUGACUUCUUACACUGCUAACAAUUUGAAACCUUACACGCGUUAUCAAUUUCGUAUUCAGGCUACCAACGAUAUAGGUCCUUCGGAAUGGAGUACCGAGUCUACUCAAGUGCAAACUCUACCUGCAGCACCAUCCAAAGGUGUCACUGGUCUGAAAGUUGUACCGAUAACAACGUCCAGCGUCGAAGUUCAUUGGAAUAUGAUUGACGAGAUAUAUUGGAGUGGGGAUUACGAAACGGGUGGUUAUCGUGUCGUCUAUCAACCGGUAUCAGAUUUUCCGACACCGCUUCAAGUGACGCCAAAGGAAGAGAUUCUGGGAAUUAAUGAAACUAAAAUGGUUUUAAGCGAUUUAUCGGAGGACCGAUAUUACGAGAUUAUAGUGCUGCCGUUUAACUCCGAAGGUGAGGGCCCACCGAGUCCACCGGUCACUGUAUAUGUAGGAGAAGCAGUUCCUACAGGAGAGCCCCAAAAUUUGAUAGCCGAACCCAUCUCCUCCACCGAAGUCCAUUUACGUUGGAAGCCUCCUCAAGCUAAUAUGCAAAAUGGCGAUUUAUUAGGAUACAAAAUUUUUUAUUUAGUAACUGACUCGCCUCAAAAUUUUGAAAAGAAACAGGAAGAAGAGAUAGAAGUUGUCCUGGCGUCCUGUUUGGCGCACAGUUUAGUUUUCCUCGACAAGUAUACAGAGUAUCGCAUACAAGUCUUGGCGUUUAAUCCGGCCGGAGAUGGCCCACGAUCUUCACCAAUCACUGUUAGGACGAAACAGGACAUACCGGGACCGCCGUACAAUUUGCAAUUCACUGAAAUUACCAUGACCAGUUUGCGCGUCUCUUGGGAGCCACCGAAAUUACGCAAUGGCGAGAUAAUCGGUUACAUCGUCACUUAUGAAACAGCGGAACAAAACGAUCGUUUUAGCAAACAAGUAAAGCAAAAAGUGACAGAGACGAGUCUCCUCAUUCAACCAUUAGAAGAGGAGGUGACGUACACUUUUAUGGUUCGCGCGCAGACGAUCGACUUUGGACCACCGAUAUCCGGUAAUGUUACGACUGGUCCGCAAGAGGGUUCGCCAAUGGCACCUAGUAAGCUCGGCGUGACCAGGACCGUCUCUAGCGUGGAACUACAAUGGACUAACGGUGCUUCCGGCAAAGGUCCUAUACUCGGUUACUAUAUCGAGACUCGUCGUAAAGAUGAUUCGCGCUGGCAAACAAUAAUUCGUAGUAGCAAUGGACCGCUGACGGAAUAUACUGUAUCCUAUCAAAACUUGUUGCCAUCUACAUCUUACUUGUUCAGAGUGAUAUCAUAUAAUCGUUAUGGAAUCAGUUAUCCAGCGUAUUCCACCGAAACGAUUUUGACGCCCUCGAAAUUGUACCUGGAAUAUGCAUAUCUACAACAUAGACCAUUUUACAGAGAGACUUGGUUCAUGGUUACUUUGGCAGCUACGUCAAUUAUAAUUAUCAUUAUGGUCAUAGCAGUGUUGUGUGUAAAGAGUAAAAGUUACAAAUAUAAACAAGAGGCGCAAAAGACUCUUGAGGAGUCAAUGGCAAUGGAUGCGGAGGAUAGGCAAGAAUCAGAUCUGGUAUUGUACAGAUCGCGUCAAGGGGGAGGCGCCAUUAACGUGGCGAGCGGCACUCUAGGUAAAAGGAACACUUUAGCUCGAAAGGCUAUGCAUCCUCCGCCACCGGCGAUGUUGGGUAAAUCGCCUCCUAGACCAUCCCCCGCAUCGGUCGCUUAUCACAGUGACGAGGAAAGUCUCAAAGGAUACGAUGAGAAUCCUGAUGACAGUAGUGUUACGGAGAAACCCUCUGAAAUCAGUUCUACUGAUUCUCAGGGUUCUGAGAGCGAGAACGAGAGUGUGCAAUCUGAUCCGCAUUCCUUCGUGAAUCACUACGCGAAUGUGAACGACUCGUUGAGGCAAUCAUGGAAGCGACAGAAACCCGUCCGGAAUUAUUCGUCGUACACAGACUCUGAGCCGGAAGGCAGCGCGGUCGUCAGUCUGAAUGGUGGUCAGAUCAUCAUGAAUAAUAUGGCGAGAUCGAGGGCACCAUUGCCAGGUUUUUCGUCGUUCGUGUAAUUAAACUACUACUAUUGAAAUAGGAAGACUUCUCUUAUUAAUACGGUAUCAAAAUUAUCUCACAUUUCACAAGCGAAGUCUUUUUUUAUAUUAUAUAUAUAGAGCGAAAGACUUACGUCGAAAACACUUGUUUCAUACACAACGUGCUGACGACAUAGAAUUAUAGCAAACUUAUAAUGAAUUAUAGAAAGCUUGAGGCAUCUUCGUAUUGUGAUAUAUAUAUAUAUAUAUAUAUAUAU